AUGGCCGGGAGCUGGAGGGCGAAGGCGCAGGCGGGGGGGCUGCUGCUGGCGCUGCUGGGCUGGGUCUCCUCCUGUGUCACCACCUUCGUGCCGCUCUGGAAGAGCCUCAACCUGGAGCUGAACGAGCUGGAGGUGUGGAGCAUGGGGCUGUGGCAGGUCUGCAUCGCCCGCGAGGAGGGGGUGGUCGAGUGCCGGGCCCACGGCUCCUUCCUGGCGCUGCCCCCCGAGCUGCGCGUCUCCCGGCUCCUCAUGUGCCUCUCCAACGGGCUGGGGCUGCUGGGGGCCCUGCUGGCCGCGCCGGGGCUGGAGGGCUGGACCCCCUGCGAGGACAAGCCCCGGCUAAAGCGGCGGCUCCUGCUCGCCGGGGGAGCCACGUUCGGCACGGCCGGGAUGGCCACGCUGGCUCCGGUGUCCUGGGUCGCCUACAACACCGUCCUCGACUUCUGGGACAGCAGCGUCCCCGACAUCGUGCCCCGCUGGGAGUUCGGGGAAGCCACGUUCCUGGGCUGGUUCGCCGGAGCCUUCCUCGCCGCCGGUGGGCUCCUCCUCGCCUGCAGCGCCCGCAGCACGACGCCCUCGACGCCGCCGGCCCCGGGCCACCCCCCGCACCCCAAGCCCGCAGACCUGGUCAUUUAG
Melopsittacus undulatus (budgerigar) is the source of this 636-nucleotide messenger RNA. It is a transcript of the gene CLDN25, whose product is annotated as claudin 25. Lineage: Eukaryota; Metazoa; Chordata; Aves; Psittaciformes; Psittaculidae. The transcript has a single exon. Gene Ontology annotation, cellular component: plasma membrane; bicellular tight junction. Gene Ontology annotation, biological process: bicellular tight junction assembly; cell adhesion. Gene Ontology annotation, molecular function: structural molecule activity. The record is from RefSeq and is a predicted model, not a curated record. Bases 1 to 636 code for a protein of 211 amino acids.